CGUAACACGCGAGUGCGCGCGCACUGCUCCACUCUCUCAGUUUGCCAGGGAAAGAUGGCAGCGUCCGUGUGCCGAGUCGGGGGAGCCGUGGGUCGGGCCUUUGCCAGAGCUCGCGGCCCUGCUCUGCUGUCUCUGAGACGGGGCCGGGCAAGUGUAACAUAUGCCCAAAGUCUGCUGGGUGCUCCAGAGACGCAGCUCACUGCCUUGGACAAUGGACUGAGAAUUGCCUCUGAGGAUACUGGACAUGCUACAUGCACUGUUGGCCUGUGGAUUGGUGUGGGUAGCCGAUAUGAGUCUGAGAAGAACAACGGUGCUGGGUUCUUCUUGGAGCACUUGGCUUUCAAGGGUACAAAGAAGCACCCUCAGUCUGCUCUUGAGCAAGCAGUGGAGUCGAUGGGAGCUCAUCUAAGUGCUUACACUUCUCGCGAGCACACUGCAUAUUACAUGAAGGCUCUCGCUAAGGACUUACCAAAAGCGGUGGAGCUGUUGUCGGAGGUGGUGCAGAGCUCAGCUCUGAGCGAGGCUGAGAUCGAGCAGCAGAGGGGAGUGAUACUUAAAGAGCUGGAUGAGGUGGAAGGCAGUCUGCAGGAUGUGUGUCUGGACCUGCUCCAUGCCACUGCCUAUCAGGGCACGCCACUGGCACAGAGUGUCCUGGGGCCCUCCCAGAAUGCUAGGACUCUGACUCGUCAGGAUCUGGUGGAUUAUAUCAACAGCCACUACAAGGCCCCACGUAUGGUGCUGGCUGCUGCUGGAGGUGUGAACCAUGACGAGUUGGUAGGACUAGCCAAGCAGCACUUCAGUGGUGUUUCAUUUGAGUAUCAGGAUGAUGCCGUGCCUGUGCUGUCCCCCUGCCGCUUCACUGGCAGUGAGAUCCGAAUGCGUGAUGAUGCCAUGCCACUGGCACAUGUUGCUAUUGCAGUAGAGGGAGCAGGAGCUGCCAAUCCAGAUAUUGUGCCUCUCAUGGUUGCCAAUUCCAUCAUUGGCAGCUAUGAUAUCACGUUUGGAGGUGGCAAGCACCUCAGCAGUCGCUUGGCACGUCUGGCAGCAGAGAUCAACCUGUGUCACAGUUACCAGGCUUUCCACUCCACCUACAGCGACACUGGACUGAUGGGCAUCUAUUUUGUCACAGACAAACAUAAGAUCGAAGACAUGAUGCACUGGGCUCAGAAUGCCUGGAUGAAUUUGUGCACCACGGUAACAGAGAGUGAUGUGGCCAGAGCAAAGAAUGCCCUCAAAGCCAGUUUAGUAGGACAGCUAAAUGGUACCACAUUGAUCUGUGAUGACAUUGGCAGGCACAUUCUCAACUAUGGCCGUCGCAUCCCAUUGGCUGAGUGGGAUGCCAGGAUUGAGGCUGUGACCCCCAAGAUGGUGCGUGAUGUUUGCUCCAAAUACAUCUAUGACAAAUGCCCUGCUGUGGCAGCUGUUGGUCCCGUUGAGCAGCUUCCUGACUACAACAGAAUGCGCAGUGCCAUGUACUGGCUUCGGUUCUAAAUGCUCAAUAUGUUGUCAACACUUAUCUCCCCUAUCUCUCUGCUUCUUUUUGUAUUCUGCUCUGCUCUGCUCUCUGCAUUGUUCUUUCUUCUUAAACAUAUUCCUCACUUUCCACAUAUCUGCACUAAAAAUGGAGCCUACAUCCAUUGUGUUCUUUUGGUAGUCAGACUCCAUCUUGGUACAGUUCUAAGACGUUUGAGGUUUAUGACAGCAUUUGAUCACAAAGGUAAUGAGUGACUACCUCUUGCUAAAGAUUGUUAAAAUACAGUAAGAACAACAGCGACCUCGUACGUGGUGUGAUGUAGAAUUUUCAUGCAGAAAGCAUUAUACCAUGAAAGCAGGAGAGUGAGGGAGAUGAAAUACAUUCAGAUGGAGAGAUCCAUGGAAAUCAUGGCAGAGUCUAGCGUACGUUACAGAGCAAAACUAUUUAUGAAUUGAUGUGAUGUUUUGUUUCUGUCCUAUUGUACAUAACAGAAGCCCUCAUUCCGACUUCAAAUAAAAUACCCA
Messenger RNA from Colossoma macropomum (tambaqui), 1998 nucleotides. RefSeq names its product cytochrome b-c1 complex subunit 1, mitochondrial (gene uqcrc1). Gene Ontology annotation, molecular function: metal ion binding. Gene Ontology annotation, cellular component: mitochondrion. Bases 55 to 1491 code for a protein of 478 amino acids. The record is from RefSeq and is a predicted model, not a curated record. Lineage: Eukaryota; Metazoa; Chordata; Actinopteri; Characiformes; Serrasalmidae. The transcript is spliced from 13 exons.